Bipolaris oryzae ATCC 44560 is the source of this 1707-nucleotide messenger RNA. RefSeq lists its product as uncharacterized. NCBI's taxonomy places the organism in Eukaryota, Fungi, Ascomycota, Dothideomycetes, Pleosporales, Pleosporaceae. The record is from RefSeq and is a predicted model, not a curated record. The transcript has a single exon. Bases 1 to 1707 code for a protein of 568 amino acids.
AUGUGGGGUGAAAAUUCCACCCAACAGCUCCGUCUCCUGGAGUCUAAUCUCCACGCCUUUCGAAAGGAGGUGCCACGCGACAAGCUCGAAGCCUCAGAUGUGUACAAAGAGGUAAUGAGAGUAACGCUAGCAUUAGGAUACAAGUACCUUUGGAUAGACUCCCUGUGCAUAAUCCAAGACUCGGACGCGGACUGGAAAUACGAAGCCCAACGUAUGGCCAUUGUAUAUGGAAACGCAACCUGCAACCUAGCCUUUCUUUUCCCGCCUCAUUCCCCAGCGAAGCCCAGCCAACGUAGCGACCCCCGAACAUGGAGCCCAUGUGUAUUACGCGCUGCUACCCCUUCCAAACCAGGUAUAUACAUGCAUGAAGACACGACAAACGAGUUCCGCAAGGAGAUUGACAACUACGGGAAACACCGAGACUGGCUUGUUCAGCGUUCCUGGCCACUCUUCCAUCGUGCCUGGACAUUCCAGGAAUACCUCCUGAGUCCGCGUACACUGCUACUUGGGCACAAGAACCUCAUGUGGCAAUGCUCGUACCACUUCUACGACGAGUUGCUAGGACCUAUUGCUGCGCCCGUACCGGCCACAUCACCUACAACGGUCGUAGACCCUAAGCGAGGAAAAGAUCGAGGGAAGUCCAGAUACUUUCCAGAUAGUAUCCAUGAAAUUCAUGCCGCAAGUGCGAUAAGCCUUUCCCACCCGGCCGUCAUCUCCUUCCUGACCGAUUGGCAAAACAUCGUCAACGAGUACCGCAGUCGGAAUCUCUCGUUUGAAAAGGACCGCAUCGUGGCAUUUGCAGGCAUCGCUCGCGCGUUUUCUAAUCUAGGCCGUCUGACAUACCUCGCCGGACUGUGGAACGAGAUCCUUCCCGCUGCGCUACUCUGGUACGUAGAGAAGAAACCCUCAUGGCUCGUCCGCAUCGAGAACCAAAUUCCCAACGGCAAUCCAGUGCCAGAUCUUGUAUGGACCCCCGAGAUAAUACGAGACAAAUCCGCAGAGUCCGAAGCAGGGAGUAAAACGGCGCCCAUGCCACCACCCGACACACCCAGCUGGUCCUGGUUCUCCAUUCCCAUGUACAAAUUCUACCAGGUCUCCUUCCUCUUAGCUGACGACUCGCUUUUCGUCCGCUCCAAAGCACUCAACUCACCACAUCUUGUCGCAUGGCAUGACAUCUUUUGGGCCAAACCCCGGGGAUUCCAGUUCCCCGGCCACGCCGCACGCCACGCCCCCGACACCGCAGCCCAUGAGUUCUCCAGCGCGCAGAUAACCCUCGAGACGAGCGUUUUUUCUGUUGAAUCCAACUGGCCGGCUGAUCUGACAGCGCGAAUGCAAGCUAUCGCGAGUAGCAGCAACAGCACAGAACCUGCGGACCGCCAUUUCCGCUGGGAUCCAGAGCUGGAAUAUUAUCCUGAUGACCCUGCUGGUCGGGCGUCGCUGCCGCGUAAUGCGGUCUAUGCGUUACUGUCUGAAGUCCAGGUUGUGCGGACGGCGGGUGCGAAGAAUAUCCAGCGGCGGCUUGCGGGGUUGAUGCUGGUUCCUGGGCCGGUCAAUGGGACAUGGAGGAGGGUAGGUGUGUGGAAGUUGAAGAUUAACGUUCGAGGUGUGGUGGUUGAUGCGGGAAAUAUUGAGGAUGUUGCUGAGAGGUGGAAGGGGAAGAGAGUGGUAUCUGAGAAGUGGGAGCGAGUGGUGGUUACGAUUGUGUGA